Ochotona curzoniae (black-lipped pika) is the source of this 3516-nucleotide messenger RNA. RefSeq names its product adhesion G protein-coupled receptor G1 (gene ADGRG1). Bases 206 to 2287 code for a protein of 693 amino acids. Gene Ontology annotation, cellular component: membrane. Gene Ontology annotation, biological process: cell surface receptor signaling pathway; adenylate cyclase-activating G protein-coupled receptor signaling pathway. The record is from RefSeq and is a predicted model, not a curated record. Gene Ontology annotation, molecular function: G protein-coupled receptor activity; heparin binding. The transcript has 16 exons. Lineage: Eukaryota; Metazoa; Chordata; Mammalia; Lagomorpha; Ochotonidae.
AGCACAGACCAGGAGCAGCCUCGGAGGUGGACCCUGCCUGAAACGUGGGCUGGCCGCCUGGUUCUACACAGGGCCAGCAGGUGUCAGGGCCUCUGGAAGCUAUCGCUGGUCCUCUCUGAGCCGUCGAGUCCAGAAUCUCCCAGCAGUCUGUGUGCCUCCUGUUCACAGGGGCCCUGACUGUUGGCUGGGACUUCCAGGUAGGAAGAUGACUGCCCAGGUGCUGCUGCAGAAGGCGCUGCUCUUGCUGAGUGUGCUCUGUCUGGUUCAAGGUGCCCACGGCGGUGGCCCCCAGGAAGACUUCCGCUUUUGUGGCCAGCGGAACCAGACGAAGACUAGCUUCCUCCGCUAUGAACAGGCCCGGGAACAGCACAUCUCCAUCACGAAUUCAGAGGAUGCUCUGACCAUCCAUGCCCCUUUCCCUGCCUCUCCCAAUGCUUCCAAACCCCUGACCUUUUCUGAGCCCAGGGGCCUCUACCACUUCUGUCUCUACUGGAACCGCCAUGCUGGCAAGCUGCACCUGCGCUACGGCCGGACGGACUACCUGCUAAGCCAGGAAGCCUCAGACCUCCUCUGCUUCCGGCACCAGGAGAGUAGCCCGGGACCAGGCCCCCCACUGCUUGCCACCUCCAUCAGCUCCUGGUGGGACCACCAGAACGCCACCUUGCCCAGUGCCGCUGCUUUUACCUUCAGGUUCCAUGACCCUCCCCACAAAGUGCACCACAACACCUUGGGGGACAUGUGUGAGGUGAAGCGUGACUUGCAGCUGCUCAGUCAGUUCAUGCAGCAGCCCCACAAGGCAGCCAGGAGACCCUCAUCCAGCAUUGCUCACAGGCAGUUGCAGAGCCUGGAGUCAAAGCUGACCUCAGUGAGGUUCCCAGGGAAUGUCGUGUCUUUCGAGGAGGACCGGAUCAAUGCCACCGUGUGGAAGCUGCAGCCCACGGCUACCCUCCAGGACUUGCACAUCCAUUCCCGGCCUGAGGCGGAACAGAGUGAGGUGCUGGAGUACUCGGUGCUGCUGCCACGUGCACUCUUCCAGCAGACCAAGGGCCGGCGGAACGAGGCCGAGAAGCGACUCCUGCUGGUGGACUUCAGCAGCCAGGCGUUGUUCCAGGACAAGAAUUCCAGCCAAGUCUUGGGCGAGAAGGUCCUGGGAAUCGUGGUGCAGAACACCAAAGUGGCCAACCUGUCGGAGCCUGUGGUGCUCACGUUCCAGCACCAGCCGCAGCCGAAGAAUGUGUCUCUGCAGUGUGUGUUCUGGGUUGAAGACCCGACAUUGAGUAGCCCAGGCAGUUGGAGCCAGGCUGGAUGCGAGACCGUCCGCCGAGAGACCCAGACAUCAUGUCUGUGCGACCACCUGACCUACUUCGCCGUGCUGAUGGUAUCCGUGGAGGUAGAUGCUGUGCACAAGCACUACCUGAGCCUCCUGUCUUAUGUGGGCUGUGUCAUCUCCGCCCUGGCCUGCAUCUUCACCAUCACCACCUACCUCUUCUCCAGGAAGGUUCCCUGGAGGAGGAAGCCCCGGGACUAUACCAUCAAGGUGCACAUGAACCUGCUGCUGGCCGUCUUCCUGCUGAACGUGAGCUUCCUGCUCAGCGAGCCUGUGGCCCUGACGGGCUCCAAGGCUGCCUGCCGUGCUAGCGCCAUCUUCCUACACUUCUCCCUGCUCGCCUGCCUGUCCUGGAUGGGCCUCGAGGGCUACAAUCUCUACCGCCUGGUGGUCGAAGUCUUCGGCACCUACGUCCCUGGCUACCUGUUCAAGCUCAGCCUUGUGGGCUGGGGCUUCCCCAUCUUCCUGGUCACGUUGGUGGCACUGGUGGACGUGAACAACUAUGGCUCCAUCAUCCUGGCUGUGCACAGGACCCCGGAGAAUACCAUCUACCCCUCCAUGUGCUGGAUCCAGGACUCGCUAGUCGGCUACGUCACCAACCUGGGCCUCUUCAGCCUGGUGUUUCUCUUUAACAUGGCCAUGUUGGGCACCAUGGUGGUACAGAUCCUGAGGCUGCGUUCCCACAACCAGAAGUGGCCCCAUGUGCUCACGCUGCUCGGUCUCAGCCUGGUCCUUGGCCUGCCCUGGGCUUUGGUUUUCUUCUCCUUUGCUUCUGGAACCUUCCAGCUGGUCGUUCUCUACCUCUUCAGCAUCAUCACCUCCUUCCAAGGUUUCCUCAUCUUCCUCUGGUACUGGUCCAUGCGGCUGCAGGCCCGGGGCGGGCCGUCCCCCUUGAAGAGCAAUUCGGACAGCGUCCGGCUUCCCAUCAGCUCAGGCAGUACCUCGUCCAGCCGCAUCUAAGGUGUCAAUCCACCUGCUCGACCGCAGCCAUGCCUCAUGCUGCCUAUGCCUUCUGCAGCCAGGUUCGCUCCUUGGCUGCUUAGCUGGGGACUCAAGGAGGUCCCCAGGAUCUUGGAGGCUAGGACUGUCACCCCAGUGGGAACUUGGGGGAUGCUCUGUUGUGGGUCCUGGCUGCUGGAGGGCUCCAGAGGCCCCUGGGUCUGUUCUUACAGCUGUGCUGACCUUGGCAAGAACCCGGAUCUGGCCACCAGUGUGGGCCCAGCCCUACAGCUGGGGUUCAGGCCUUGGCACCGGCUCCAGAGGUCACCAGACAACCACUCCAGCCCUGUCAUGUUUUAAUCUGAGCGUUGCAUCACCACAAGCAUGGGGCCCUGAAAGAAGAGGCCCCAGCCCAGAGGAGAGCUUUGGCUCGCCUGCCUCGGACCCCAGGCCCUCCCCCUCCAGCAGCCUUCCCGGCCCUCCAUCUUCUCCCUGGGUCCUCCCUGUUGCUCCUCUGGGCUCCCCAGGCCUCGCUGUCCAGCCUGGGACCCGUAGUUCCAGUGCUGCCUACCGGGUAGUGCUCACAUGAGCCUCCUAGUGCCUGCUGCACACUCAUAUUUGUUGCACAGCCUGAGCCUGCUGCAGCCACGUUGGGGUGCAGACACAGGGGCUGGGCAGCUGUAACUGCCCCACCCGGCCCCCAUGCCAGCCACCUCACCCUUGUGCUCACCUUGGGGAUCCCUCAGCCUCUCUCCAAGCCCUGUAGUGGCUAGAACCGUGGGUGUUGCUAUCCAGUCUGGCUUCAGUUCCAGCACUGUGAAGACUAACAUGAGAUUCCUCUUCCUCCUCCUCCUCUUCCUCUGAGCGUGCUGGGCUAGAGCUUGCUGCUCUCCUGAGUGGUCACCUUGGAGUCCUUGUCCCGGGCACCCUUGGCUUCUGUCCUGGUUUGUUCUGUCCGACGAGCUGCACUGGUCAGCGGGGACUUGGCCACUGCCCCAGGCAACUCUUACGUGUGGGAUUGGGAAGCCAUCAUUCUUGACUGGGAAUCCCAGGAAGGCUUCCUGCAGGAGGUGGUGUUUGAUCUUGCUCUCAGCCUUAGGGAUGGAGAGGGUGUUCUUUUUAAAAGUACUAAUUCUUUUGAAUUCUUUUGUCUUUUGAUAUGAGAAAAGUAUGUGUUUGUUGUAGAGGAUUUGGAAACUGUAGAAGAGUAUGAAGAACCAAAAUAAAUCAGCUGUCACUGUUGGCUAACA